Messenger RNA from Pseudomassariella vexata, 4306 nucleotides. RefSeq lists its product as uncharacterized. Lineage: Eukaryota; Fungi; Ascomycota; Sordariomycetes; Amphisphaeriales; Pseudomassariaceae. Gene Ontology annotation, molecular function: ATP hydrolysis activity; P-type ion transporter activity; ATP binding. The record is from RefSeq and is a predicted model, not a curated record. Gene Ontology annotation, biological process: intracellular calcium ion homeostasis. The transcript has 3 exons. The coding region runs from base 154 to 4122 and encodes 1322 amino acids. Gene Ontology annotation, cellular component: endoplasmic reticulum membrane.
GGCGCCACCCAAACUUCUGGGACCCUGGCAAAAGUACAGAUAUCGCGGCGCCGAAAACGAGAAGUUUCCAUCUCAGGCAUUUGGAUACUUAAUCACGUUCCUUUCUUCCCGACGUCAGGAGCAGCCGCCUUUGGGAUUUAUGAUUCCAUCACGAUGGCUCCUCUUGUCGACAACAGCCAGAUAAAGAGCGCCGAGCUCCUCUCGCCGCUCCCCACUUACUUUCACCUAUACGUCUGGCCCUUCGCGAUAUUAUGGCCCAUCUUUGCGCGGUACUACUACUCGACCGAUCUGUAUGAGAAACACAUCUCGUCGCAAGAGUGGACGUUCGUCUGGUGCGGCACCAUCAUCACCCUCCAGAGCUUAGCAUGGCUGUGCACCAAAUGGAGUGUCAACCUGCGAGGAAGCUUCACUGCGACAAAGGCCAAAAACGUCGAGGAGGCGCACUUAAUCAAGGUCAUUCCCAUCGCCAAUGCUGGAUCUUCUGAUAUUUGUAAAAUAGAUCGAGACCAGGUUGCUGGCAAAACCAGCCUGUCAUUUUUGUUCCAGAAGCGCCGUUUUCUCUAUGACGUAGAGAAGAAAUCUUUCAGCCCGUUGUCCUACGAAAUUGACGCCGAACCGAAGCCGAAACUCGAAAAAUUCCAAAAGUCGAGGGGCAUCACCAGUCAGGCUGACCUGACGCGCCUAGAACAAUACUAUGGUAGCAACACGUUUGAUAUACCCGUUCCAACCUUCACCGAGCUCUUCCAGGAACAUGCUGUGGCUCCCUUCUUCGUCUUCCAGAUCUUCUGUGUUGGGCUUUGGAUGCUUGAUGAAUACUGGUACUACUCGCUCUUCACUCUCUUCAUGCUGGUUGCCUUCGAAAGCACCGUAGUCUGGCAGAGACAGCGCACGCUGAACGAGUUCCGCGGCAUGAGCAUCAAGCCCUAUGACGUGUGGGUAUAUCGACUUGGCAAAUGGACUGAGAUCUUAAGCGACCAACUUCUUCCUGGCGAUCUGGUAUCUGUCGGUCGCACUAAAGAGGAUAGCGGUGUCGCUUGUGAUAUGCUUCUCGUUGAAGGCACUGUCAUUGUCAACGAGGCUAUGCUUUCCGGUGAAAGUACGCCAUUGCUAAAGGAUUCGGUCCAACUGCGCCCCGGUGAUGCGUCAAUUGAUACUGAGGGCUUGGACAAAAAUGCUUUUCUCUGGGGCGGCACCAAGGUUCUCCAAAUCACCCAUGGAAAUCCCGAUGAAGAGAAGCCAAAGCUUGCUUCCGGAGUCCCUGCCCCCCCUGACAAGGGAGCAAUGGCGAUUGUCCUGAAAACCGGCUUCGAAACAUCGCAGGGCAGUCUUGUUCGAACGAUGAUCUACUCCACUGAACGGGUCUCAGCAAACAAUGCCGAGGCAUUGUUCUUCAUUCUCUUCCUUCUCGUCUUCGCGAUUGCAGCCUCUUGGUAUGUCUGGGACGAGGGCGUCAAGAAGGACCGCAAGAGAUCUAAACUGCUGCUGGACUGCGUCUUGAUUGUUACCAGCGUCGUCCCCCCUGAGUUGCCCAUGGAGCUUAGUCUGGCAGUAAACACUAGUCUUGCUGCUCUGGCCAAAUACGCUAUCUUUUGUACGGAACCGUUCCGGAUUCCUUUCGCUGGUCGCAUCGAUGUCGCUUGCUUCGACAAGACGGGCACGCUAACAGGUGAGGAUCUGGUUGUCGAAGGCAUUGCAGGACUUGGUCUCGGUCAUUCUGGUACAGAUACUCCCAAGGAAUCUGACGGCGCGCACAGCCACAUGACACCCGUCAAGGAAGCUGGUAUGGCCACGACGCUUGUCUUGGCCACGGCGCAUGCACUUGUCAAGCUUGAUGAGGGUGAUAUUGUCGGCGACCCGAUGGAAAAGGCAACUCUCAGUGCUCUUGGAUGGUCCCUCGGCAAGAACGACGUCCUAUCUGCUAAGCCCACGGUCACGGCGGCUGGAGGCACAUCCGGCACCGUUCAAGUCAAGCGCCGGUUCCAAUUCUCGUCAGCCUUAAAGCGCCAAAGCUCAGUUGCAACUGUUCACGCUACAGACCCCAAGACCGGCGACAAGAUGAAGGGUACUUUUGUUGGUGUCAAGGGUGCCCCUGAGACAAUUAUGAAAAUGCUUGUCACGGUCCCUAAGGAUUACGAAGAGACCUUCAAGUACUUCACCAGACGUGGCUCUCGUGUCUUGGCUCUUGCGUACAAGCAGCUUACCACGGAUAACGAACUUGGUUCUGGCAGGAUCAACGAGCUAAAGCGAGAGAAGGUCGAAGCUGAUCUCACGUUUGCUGGUUUCUUGGUAUUGGAAUGCCCACUGAAAGAUGACGCAAGGGAGGCCGUUCGCAUGCUCAACGAAAGUAGCCACCGCGUCGUCAUGAUUACUGGAGACAACCCUCUUACUGCUGUACAUGUCGCCCGCGAGGUCGAGAUUGUGGAUCGUGAUGUCCUCAUCUUGGAUGCGCCAGAAAAUAACGAGGGAGGCGAGAAGCUGGUGUGGCGAAGCGUGGACGACAAGGUCAGUAUCGAGGUCGACGCAUCGAAGCCGAUUGACCCCCAAAUCCUCAAGGGCAAGGAUAUUUGUGUUACCGGGUACGCGUUGGCUAAGUUCAACAAUAAUGUUUCCGCUUUUCGGUCCCUCCUGCGAUACACAUGGGUAUAUGCCCGUGUUUCCCCGAAGCAAAAGGAGGAAAUUUUGCUAGGACUCAAGGAUAUGGGCUACUACACUCUGAUGGCCGGAGACGGCACCAAUGAUGUCGGGGCGUUGAAGCAGGCUCACAUCGGCAUUGCCUUGUUGAACGGCACGCAAGAAGAUCUGACUCGGAUUGCUGAACAUGCCAGAAAUACCAAGAUGAAGGAGCUUUACCAGAAGCAAGUUGAUCUGAUGAAGCGUUUCAACCAACCCGCACCUCCAGUCCCUGUUAUGAUCGCUCACCUCUACCCGCCUGGACCUACUAAUCCCAACUGGCAGAAGGCAACCGAAAGGGAAGCCGGCAAGAAAGGUAUCUCAGUUGAGGAGUAUGCUCGGCAGAACGGUACCAAUAUCGAGACGGUCACAUCUCCCGCUGCUCAGCAGUUGAUGAACAGUGACCCGAGAGCGGCCAAACAGCAAGAAGCUGCCAAGAAAGCUGCCGGAUUUGCCGACAAGCUGGCAUCAUCUAUGAUGGAAGACUUGGAUGAUGGUGAGCCUCCGACUCUGAAGCUCGGUGAUGCGUCUGUUGCCGCCCCGUUCACCAGCAAGCUGCGGAACGUCAUCGCCGUGCCCAACAUCAUUCGCCAAGGCCGGUGCACACUUGUCGCUACCAUUCAGAUGUACAAGAUUCUGGCAUUGAACUGCCUGAUCAGCGCCUACAGUCUCAGUGUGUUGUAUCUCGAGGGUAUCAAGUUUGGUGACGGGCAGAUCACUAUCAGUGGAAUGCUCAUGAGUGUGUGCUUCCUUUCCAUCUCGCGUGCCCGAUCUGUGGAAGGGCUGUCGAAAGAGCGUCCUCAGCCGAACAUUUUCAACUUCUACAUUAUUGGCUCCAUCCUGGGACAAUUUGCAGUCCACAUCGUCACGCUGAUCUACAUCUCGCAGUACUGUGACACUAUCGACAAACGCAGCGACAAUGUUGAUCUCGAGGCCGAGUUCGAGCCAUCCCUUCUCAAUAGCGCUGUUUAUCUGUUGCAAUUGAUUCAGCAAGUGUCUACCUUUGCCGUCAAUUACCAAGGCAGGCCAUUCCGCGAGUCGCUGUCGGAGAACAAGGGCAUGUUCUGGGGUAUUGUGGGCGUGACGGGCAUUGCUUUUGCUUGCUCUACCGAGUUCAUCCCGGAGAUCAAUGAACAGAUGAAGCUGGUCAAAUUCACGCCUGAGUUCAAGAGCACCAUGACAGCUGUCAUGAUUAUCGACUUCCUGGGUUGUUAUGUCAUUGAGAAGGCUCUCAAGUUUCUCUUCAGCGACUACAAGCCUCGUGAUAUCGCGGAUCGUAGGCCUGAACAGCUUCAGCGCGAGAAGGAGCGCAAGGCCAUUGAGCAGGCAGAGAAGGACAUCAAGGCGGAGAGGGAGAGGAUGGCCAAGGUAGAGGAGUUUGAGAAGAAGGUUGAGGAGCGGCGACAGAAGAUCCGAGAGUGGGCGCAGCCUCAGGCUCGGCCUACGAGGUAACAGGAGGGAAUAAGCUCCUUAAUGCAUUAUAUCACUAGAAGCACCAGAGGAGUUGCUGUUGAGGCCAGCGACCCCACUGAGGAUCAUAGACUUGUUUCAUCUUAGGCUAUGCUCGAGUUGUAGAUACAUCAUUCUCACCCCAUCUGACUGCUCAUAAAACAAAAGAACAAGUCUUCGUUUCCAG